Messenger RNA from Culicoides brevitarsis, 798 nucleotides. RefSeq lists its product as uncharacterized. The transcript is spliced from 4 exons. Lineage: Eukaryota; Metazoa; Arthropoda; Insecta; Diptera; Ceratopogonidae. Bases 1 to 798 code for a protein of 265 amino acids. The record is from RefSeq and is a predicted model, not a curated record.
AUGUCCUUUAACAAGUGGCUUGCAAUUGUAGCUUUAGGAGUAACGUGCCUUCAAAUAACGGCUGAAGAAGUUGCAUGGGAUUAUAGUAACCCUGAAGUUGCGUUACCUCCAUCAAUGAUCAUUUGCAAAAGAAACUUACCAGUUAAAGAGAGAAACGAUUGCAUAUUAAAGAGCAUAGAAAGCCUAUUGCCGAGUUUGAAGAACGGAUAUGCACCCCUCGGAAUCAAUCCUCUUGACCCCUAUAAAGUCAAAAAGACGACACUUCAGUUCAAACAAGGCCCAGUUUAUGCAAAGUUACAGAUGAGAGAUGCAAUCGUUAGUGGUCUUACUAGAGGAAAAGCCAAAGCCGUUCGUUCUAAAGUCAAUGAUAACAAAAUGUACUUGGAAGUCGACGUUGAACUCCCAAAAUUGCGCACAUCAGCCAAUUACAAAGGAUACGGCGGAGUCAACGAUAUCAAGGUUGAUUCAUCCGGAUAUGCAAAUAUCACUCACACAAAAAUCACAUCCACAUGGAAAAUCUACGGAAAUAUCGAAACAAUCCAGAACGAAGAAUACAUGAUGGUCAAAGCCUUCGAAGUGUCUGACUUGAACAUUGACAAAAUGCGUUUCAAUGUCACCGGUAUCUUUGAAGAUCCAGAAUUGAAUAAUUUCAUCAAUGAAUUCGUGAAUUCGCAAUGGAAAAAUUUCUACAAGCAAGUUUUACCUCAGGCGAGAUCAAUGUACGAACCAAUUGCGUUGGACUCUGUGAACAAAAUCUUUGGACGUGUACCUUUUAGACGUCUCAUGCCGAAAGAUUAA